AGUAUCGUAUGUGUAUACACACACACACACACCUACACACACACACACACACACACUGUGUUCCUGUUUGUCCUGGUGUUUGUACAGUGCGUGUAUGUGAUGUGAAGCAUAUUUGUGAAAUGUAUGGGGAGGGUGCACUUUGGUCAGUGAGCACACACACACACACACACACACACACACACACACUUCCAGUUGCUGGCAUCAGCUGUUUGAAGAGGAGCUUCGUCUACGACCUUUACAGUAAGUGACCACGAGUUUUUAUCUAUUAAAUUUAAGUUAUUCAUCGUUUUUCAAAGGCAACAGAAGAAGAAAUGUUUAAAGGCUGUUUCUGUGCCAUUGUAGGUAAAUGAUAAAUACAUGAAUAAAUGAAUAGAGGGGAUAAUAUUCUGAGAAAAAACUCAGAAUUUCCAGGAUGAAAGUCGUAAAUUCACGAGAAAAAAAGAACCAAUGACCAUUCAGAGCUUUGUUGACAAGCAAAAUUAAUCUAAAUUAAGUAAACAAGGACGUGUGUCAGUGCGUCUGUAGUCAAACAUAAUGAAGAAAGUACAGAAAGUAGGAUGUGUUUCAGUUUUCAGACACACUUUGGUUAGUUUCACCAGUCAGUCACAUACCAAUGGAGGCUGAAGCAUCAGUGCUGUUGCUAUGGUUACCAGCAGUUUGCUAUACUUCACACAUAUGUUUACAGUGACCUAUCAGCCAAUCAGAAACCAGUAUGUUGCUUUUCUGGAUAAUAAUGCUGAUGCAUUUAAUUAACUUGAUGAUUAGUGGUUUUGAUUUGUGUGUGUGUGUGUGUGUGUGUGUGUGUGUGUGUGUGUGUGUGUGUGUGUGUGUGUGUGUGUGUGUGUGUGUGUGUGUGUGCACACAGAUGCUCUGCCCAUGUGUGUCCUGAUGACCCAGUGACCCUCAGCAGAUGAUGCAGAGAUGGAGGAAGAGGAGGUGCCUGCUGCUCCGGUGUUGGAUGGAGAGAUUGAAAAUGUUACGACAGUGAAGGGAGAGAAAGAAGAGUCCGUCCAGAAGACGGUGGUAACAACGGUAAUGACACUGUCCACGGUUGUUGAAACGACUACGGGAAGGACAGAGGUAGAGGAGAAGGAGGAAGCUGAUAAAAUAUCUGAGGACGAGAAGGAGGAAAAUGAAGCGGAGAUGGAAGGAGGAGAAGAAGAGGAUGGAGAGGAAGAGGAGAGAAAAGGAAGAACAUUGCUGGGGACGUGGGAAUCGGAGGCCUCCUCUGAUGUAAAGCCUCCACUGCCCGACCCAGCGUUUAACAGGAGGUGCAGUUUGCUCGCCAGUGAUGUGAGGUAUAAGGAGGACUUUGAGAAGAUGAAAGGUCAGAGUCUGUUUGUUCCUGGAGCUGAACUCAUCCACUCCAAGAACAUCAGCGCUGUGAUCUCUGAGUCGAAGUACAAGGAGGACGGGAAGAAGGAGGCUUCUGUUUCUCUGUACUCCAUCCUGCCGGAGACUCCAGCGACACAGCACGCCAGAGAGGCUUCAGAGCUGCAGAGUGAGAUUAAAUACAAAGGAAACGUGAAGACAGAGAUUUCGUCUUCUCUUUAUUCUCUGCUGCCAGAAACCACCGAGACUCAGUUUGUCAAAGAGCUGACUGAGAUUCUGAGUGAGAACAAGUACAAGGAGGAAGGAAGGAAGGAGAUGAGCAGCAGUCUGUACUCUCAGCUUCCUGAAACUGCCGAGAUGCAGCUCGCCAAGACCGUCCACGAGUUUCAGAGCGAGAAAAAGUACAAAGAAGACGGGAAGAGAAAGGCCUCCAUCUCCCUCUACUCCCAGCUGGCAGACACUCCCGAAAUUCAGCACGCUCUGGAGGUGUCACAGCUGCAGAGCGAGGUGAAUUAUCGCCCGAAGAUGCUGGUUAAAGGAGCCCCCUCCUCUCUUUACUCCCAGCUCCCCGACACCACAGAGAUCCAGUUUGCCAGAGAGAUGACUGAGAUGCAGAGCGAGAGUAAGUAUAAGGAGGGCGGCAGGAGGAGCCUGUCUCAGAGCUUCUACUCUCAGCUCCCAGAGACCUCAGAGACUCAGUUUGCCAAAGCUGUUGCUGAGCUGCAGAGCGAGAUGCGGUACAAAGGAGCGGGUAAGAAGGACGUGAACUCCUGUCUGUACUCCGUCCUGCCCGAGACUUUAGAGACGGCUCACGCCAAGGAAGUGUCCGAGCUCCUCAGUGAGGUGAAGUAUAAAGAGGACGGUAAGAAGGAGAUGAGCGUCAACCUGUACUCCCUGCUGCCUGAGACCAUGGACACCCAGCACGCUAAAGAGGCGUCACACCUGCAGAGCGAGGUGAAGUAUAAAGAAGGUCUGAAGCAGAAGAUUCAAAACAGUUUGUACCAUCAGCUGCCAGAGACCACAGAGACACAGCUGGCCAAACAGCUGUCUGAGCUGCAGAGUGAGGCCAAGUAUAAAGAAGCUGGAAAGAAGGAGGUGAACACCUGCCUGUACUCUCUCCUGCCUGAGACCCUGGAGACACAACACGCUAAAGAGACCACAGAGCUGCUCAGUCAGAUCAAGUACAAGGAGAGCGGGAGGAAGGAGAUGUCCAGCUCCCUCUACUCCUCCCUGCCUGAAACUUCAGAGACCAGCUUCGCCAGAGAGAUGACUGACAUGCUGAGCGAGAAUAAGUACAAAGAGAACGGGAUGAAGAGCCUCUCUCAGAGCGUCUACAGUCAGCUACCACAGACCACUGAGAUGCAGUUUGUUAAGGCUGUGUCUGAGCUGCAGAGCGAGAUGAAGUACAAACAGGGAAAGAAAGACGUGUCCAGCUCUCUGUAUUCCACUCUACCUGAGACCCUGGAGACGCUUCACGCCAAAGAAGCUUCUGAACUGCAGAGCGAGCUGAAGUACAAGGCGGCUCUGAAGGACGGUCUGUCCUCCAGCCUGUUCCACCUGCUGCCGCAGACCUUAGAGACGGCCCACGCCAAGGAGGUCUCAGAGCUUCUCAGCGAGGUGAAGUAUAAAGAGGACGGUAAGAAGGACAUGAGCAUGAACCUGUUCUCUGUGCUGCCUGAGACCAUGGACACCCAGCACGCUAAGGAGGCGUCUCACCUGCAGAGCGAGGUGAAAUACAAAGAAGGUCUGAAGCAGAAGACUGAGAGCAGUUUGUAUCAUCGGCUCCCAGAGACCGCAGAGACACAGCUGGCCAAACAGCUGUCUGAGCUGCAGAGUGAGACCAGGUACAAGGAGGCAGGUAAGAAGGAGGUGAACACCUGCCUGUACUCGCUGCUGCCUCACACCAUGGAGACGCAGCACGCUAAAGAAGCCGCGGAGCUGCUCAGUGAGAUCAAGUACAAGGAGAGUGUGAAGAAGGAGAUGUCCAGCUCCCUGUACUCCUCUCUGCCCGACACCCUGGAAACCAGUUUUGCCAGAGAGAUGAGCGGCACUCUGAGCGAGAACAAGUACAAGGAGGACGGGAAGAGAAGCCUCUCUCAGAGCUUCUACUCUCAGCUACCACAAACAGCUGAGACUCGGUUUGCCAAAACUGUCUCUGAGCUGCAGAGCGAGAUGAAGUACAAAGAAGCAGGAAAGAAAGAAGGUACAAGCUCUUUGUACUCGACUUUACCCGAGACUCUGGAAACUCAGCACGCCAAAGCGGCUUCGCAGCUGCAGAGCCAGCUGAAGUACAAGCAGGGUCCGAGGAGAGACUCCACGAGUCUUUACCACCUGAUGCCAGAAACCAGCGAGACUCAGUUUGUCAGAGAGCAGACGGAGAUGCUCAGUGAGGUCAAAUACAAAGAAGAUGGUAAGAAGGAGAUGAGCGUCAGCCUGUACUCUCUGCUCCCCGACACCAUCGACACGCAGCACGCCAAAGAGCUGACACAGAUGCAGAGUGAGGCUAAAUACAAAGAGGCCGGUAAGAAGCAAGCAUCCACGUCUCUGUACCAUCGACUACCAGAAACCCUGGAGACGCAACACGCCAAAGAGGCUUCACAGCUACAGAGUCAGAUCUUGUACAAAGAGGCUGUGAAGAAGGAGUUGUCGUGUCCGGUUUACCACCAGCUGCCGGACACUCUGGAGACUCAGUUCGCCCGAGGCCUCAGAGACAUGCAGAGCCAAAACAAGUACAAGGAGGACGGGAUGAAGAGCCUGUCCCACAGUGUCUACAGUCAGCUGCCAGAGACCACUGAGACGCAGUUUGCUAAAACUGUGUCUGAGCUGCAGAGCGAGACCAAGUAUAAGAAGUCAGGGAGGCAGGAGGCCGGCAGCUGUUUGUACUCUGUGAUGGCUGAAACCCUGGAUACUCAACACGCCAAGCAGGCCUCACAGAUCCAGAGCCAGGUGAAGUACAAAGAGGGCGUGCAGAAGGACGUGUCGUCCACUUUGUUUUCCAGCCUUCCUCAAACCCUCCAGACUGAGUUGGCCAAGGAGGUGACGGAGCUCCAGAGCCAGGUGAAAUAUAAAGGGAACUGUAAGAAGGAAGCGUCCUCCUCCCUGUACCACCUCCUCCCUGAGACGCUGGAGACGCAUUUUGCCAAACAGAUGUCAGAGAUCCAGAGCGAGGCAAAGUACAAGAAGGAGAAAGAGGAUCUGCCCAACACUCUGUACUCGCUGCUGCCUGAAACUCUGGAGACUCAGUUUGUUAAAGAGAUGGCUGCGACUCACAGCGAGGGGAGGUAUAAGCAGGCUGGUAAGCAGCAGGCAGCGUCGUCUCUUUACUCCAAACUGCCUGAAACUCUGGAGACCAAACACGCCAAAGACGUGGCUGAGCUGCAGAGCGAAAAAAAGUACAAAGAUGGAGGGAGGAAGGAGAUGACGUCGCCUCUGUACGCUCAGCUUCCCGAGACCGCCGAGACCCAGUUCGCCCGCGAGAUGACUGAGAUGCAGAGCGAGAACAGGUAUAAGGAAGGCGGGAAGAAAAGUCAGGCUGUCAGUGUUUACUCCCAGUUACCAGAGACCAGCGAAACCCAGUUUGCCAAAACUGUUUCUGAAAUACAGAGUGAGAGCAAAUACAAAGAAGCAGGGAAGAGAGACGCGUCCAGCUCUCUGUACUCUCAGCUGCCGGAGACUCUGGACACGCUGCACGCUAAAGAGGUUUCACAGCUGCAGAGUCAGGUGAAGUAUAAACAGGACAGUAAGAAGGAGGCGGGCAGCUCUUUGUAUCAUCAGCUGCCUGAAACCUCAGAGACACAGCUGGCUAAAGGGCUGAGAGACAUUUACAGCCAGGUGAAGUACAAAGAGGAGGGUAAGAAGGAGAUAGGGAAGAACCUGUACUCGCUCCUCCCUGAGACGGCAGAGACACAGUUCGCCAAGCAGGUGUCAGAGAUGCAGAGUGAGGCAAAGUACAAGAAAGAUAAAGAGGAUCUGCCCAACGCUCUGUACUCGCUGCUGCCUGAAACCCUGCACACUCAGUUUGUUAAAGAGAUGGCUGAGACUCACAGUGAGAUCAAAUAUAAAGAAGCAGGAAAGAAGGAGGCGAGCAGUUCUCUGUACCAGCGGCUGCCUGAGACUCUGGAGACGCAGCAUGUGAAAGAGGUUACUGAGCUGCAGAGCGAGAACAAGUACAAGGAGAGCGGGAAGAAGCUGAUGUCGUCCAGUUUGUACGCUCAGCUGCCGCAGACGGCCGAGACACAGCUCGCCGCCAAGAUGUCGGACCUGCAGAGUGAGAGUAAAUAUAAAGAGGACGGGAUCAAGAGCCUGUCUCAGAGUCUCUACUCUCAGCUGCCAGAGACCGCUGAGACCCAGUUUGUCAAAACUGUCUCUGAGCUGCAGAGCGAGGCCAAGUACAAGGAGGCGAGCAGGAAGGAGGCGAGCAGCUGUCUGUUCCAUCAGCUGCCUGAAACUCUGCAAACCCAACACGCUAAGGAGGCGACGGAGCUGCAGAGUCAGGUGAAGUACAAGGAAGGUCAGAAGGAGCUGAGCACCAGCCUGUACUCUCUGCUGCCCGAGACCGAGGAGAUGAAGUUUGCCAAAGCCGCCAUGGAGCUGCAGAGCGAGAACAAAUACAAGCAGAAAGGCAGGCAGGAGAUCAGCAGCAGUGUUUUCCACCACAUGCCGGAGACCAGAGAGACGGAGUUCGCUAAGCAGAUCUCUGAGCUUCAGAGUGAGACAAAGUACAAGAAAGAUAAAGAGGAUCUGCCCAACGCUCUGUACUCGCUGCUGCCUGAAACUCUGGAGACUCAGUUUGUUAAAGAGAUGGCUGAGACUCACAGUGAGAGUAAAUACAAGGAGGCUGGUAAGAAGGAGCUGGUUAACAGUCUGUAUUCUGUGCUGCCUGAGACCAAAGAAACUCAACACGCGAAGGAGCAGACUCAGCUGCAGAGUGAGAAAACGUACAGGGAGGAGGGUAAGAAGGAGGCCGGCUGCAGUCUGUACGCCCAGAUGCCCCAGACCAUCGACACGGUCUUUGCUAAAGAACUGACCCAGAGGCAGAGCGACAAGUUUUAUAAGGAGAAGUACAAUCGGGAGAAGGGGAAGUCCAGCUACAGCAGCAUGAAGACGCUGCCUGAGGUGGAGCACGCCAUGGAGGUCAACAAGAACCAGAGCGAUGUCAGCUACAGAAAAGGAAAAGAGGAGCUUCAUCACUACAACACGGUGCCUGACAGACCUGACAUCAUCAACGCCACCAACGCUGCUAAACUGGCCAGCGAUGUGGCCUAUAAGAGCAACACUAAGCAGCCGGUUUACAGUGACGGCUCUCUUUUGGCCAGGACGGACAUCCAGCACGCCAAGGAAGUUUCACAGCUGGCCAGCCAGGUGAAGUAUAAGCAGAGCUUCGACAGACUCUUAAAGGGCCAGAGGCCUCGGUACAACCCGCUCGACUGUGUCUCCUUCAAACACACACAAGCUGCUGCCGCUCUGGCCAGUCAGGUGAAGUAUAAGACCAACCAGAGCCAGAAACCCGAAGGAUCCUCAGACCUGCCAAACCUCCUGCAGCUGGAGCACGUGCUGCACGCCAGCAAGCUGCAGAGCAACGUGGAGUACAAGAAGAAGUACGAGCAGACGAAGGCCCACUACCACAUCGCCCUGGACACGGCUGAACAGCUCCACCACAAGGAGAACGCGGUGCUGCACAGCCAGGUGAAGUACAGGGAGGAGUAUGAGAAGAACAAAGGUCGCUCUCAGAUGGAGUUUGGAGACACUCAGACGUACAAAGUGUCCAAAGAAGCACAGAAGAUGCAAAGCGAGAGGGAGUAUCGGAGGGACUAUGAGGAGCAGAUGAAGGGGAGGGCCUUGGUGGACGUAGACCAGACACCUGGAUACCUGACAGCACGCCAUGCCAGCAGUCUGCUGAGCGAGAAGGAGUACAGGAAAGACCUGGAACAGGAAGUGAAGGGGCGUGGCUUAUCUGGCAUCGGGCUGGAGGAAACGCCGGAGCUGCUGAGGGUUAAAAAAGCCGGUCAGAUUCUGAACCAGAGGGAAUACCGCAGGGAUAUGGAGAGGGAGAUUGUGGGUAAAGGCAUGGAGCUGAGUGCUGACGUCCUGGACAUGCAAAGAGCCAAGAGAGCCUCAGAGAUCCAGAGCCAGAGGUUUUACAAGCAGACGGAGACACUCAGAGAAAACUCCUAUGGGACAGUGACAGACACUCCUGAGCUGCUGCACGCCUCCUACCUCAGAGACGUCUACAGUCAGAAGAAGUAUAAAGACGAGGCCGAGCGGCUGAAGGGAAGUUACAGUCUUCUAUCUGAAACCCCAGAGAUGGAGAGAGUCCGAGCCAACCAGAGACACAUCAGCUCUCUGCGGUACUCCUGGGACUCCAAGCUCAUGAGAGGCCUGAUGUCCUCAGUGACAGAGACACCGGAGAUCGUCCUCGCCAGAGAGAACGCCAAGAAGAUCAGUGAUGUCCAGUACAGAGAGGAGGUGGGUCGUGGCACCGUCGUCAUGGACACACCUGAGAUGGAACGAGUCCGUCGCAACCAGGAGAACAUCAGCUCAGUCAAGUACAGGCAGAGUGCAGUGAAGGCCACCAGUGUGGGAGUGACCCCCGAGCUGGAGAGAGUCCGACAGAACCAGGAGAACAUCAGCUCGGUGAAGUAUCAGCGUGGGCUGCAGGAGCUGAGGGGGCGGAGCUGCACCGAGCUGGACACACCUGAGUACAGGCGUGUCCGGAAGACGCAGGACUCGGUUUCCAUGGUAGCGGCCCAGUUGCCGUGGCUCCCAGCUGGGCUGUGGGAGGAGCUAACUUGAGUGAUGCGGCACCACGGUUGGGCUUGUCACACUGAGACUAACACGCACCCACCAGACAGUGUGGAGCACAGUGUGUUCGUGUGUGUGUGUGUGUGUGUGUGUGUGUGUGUGUGUUCGUGUGUGUGUGUGUGUGUGUGUGUGUGAGUCUACGAGUGUAUGAUAGUGUGUACAGGUGUGAGUGUUUGUGUGUUAAUAAUAAAAUAUUUUAAAAACAUUCCGUGUGUGUUUCAUUUGCUCACUGACCAAAUGCACCCUGACCCGUGUGUGUGUGUGUGUGUGUGUGUGUGUGUGUGACAUUUCUAACACUAAUGUGUGUAUUAACACUUGUCAUUACAGUGACACUGACACUGAUGUGUGUG
Molecule: messenger RNA, 8483 nt
Organism: Toxotes jaculatrix (banded archerfish)
Lineage: Eukaryota; Metazoa; Chordata; Actinopteri; Toxotidae
Product: nebulin-like
Exons: 65
Coding region: 922-8124 (2400 amino acids)
Biological process (GO): cardiac muscle thin filament assembly
Cellular component (GO): Z disc
Molecular function (GO): actin filament binding
Source: RefSeq, a predicted model, not a curated record